Mesocricetus auratus (golden hamster) is the source of this 1112-nucleotide messenger RNA. It is a transcript of the gene Rnf212, whose product is annotated as ring finger protein 212. Gene Ontology annotation, molecular function: SUMO transferase activity. Gene Ontology annotation, biological process: reciprocal meiotic recombination; protein sumoylation; homologous chromosome pairing at meiosis. NCBI's taxonomy places the organism in Eukaryota, Metazoa, Chordata, Mammalia, Rodentia, Cricetidae. Gene Ontology annotation, cellular component: synaptonemal complex. The coding region runs from base 47 to 1051 and encodes 334 amino acids. The transcript has 13 exons. The record is from RefSeq and is a predicted model, not a curated record.
GCGGCCUCUCGCGGGUGUCGCGUGGGCCUCACGUGGGCCCCGGGUCAUGGCCAGCUGGGUGUUCUGUAAUCGAUGUUUCCAGCCGCCGCACAGGAAGUCGUCCUUCAGCCUGACCAGCUGCGGGCACGUGUACUGCGACGCCUGCCUUCAAAAAGGUAAAAAAGAUGAAUGCAUGAUCUGUCGAGUUCCGUGUAAUACAGUUUUACUUUCAAAAAAUACUAACUCCAAUAUCCAGACAUUUUUUCUGAGCAUAGAUGGUCUGUGUAAGAAGUAUUCCCAGGAAACUUCUCAGAUUUCAGAAUUUCAAGAAAAACACAGGAGGAGACUGGUGGCCUUCUAUCAAGAAAAGAUUUCUCAGUUGGAGGAGUCCCUCAGGAAGUCAGUGCUACAAAUCAAGCAACUACAAAGUAUGAGGUCAUCACAGCAAGCAGCUUUCAAUACAUUCAAAACUUCUGUUUCAACAAAGCCAAAUGGCUAUCUCUUGCUGCCACCCAACUCUUCAAUUCCUGACAGAAUAGAAUCAAUGGAAAUUAACCUGACUCCUCCAGCAAGAAAGCCUGAGAUGGCAGCAGGCCCUUCAAGAAUCUCUCUGAUUAGUCCACCUCACGAUGGACGCAUGGGCAGUGUCUCCUGCCGGGGACCCCAGCAACUCAGCUUGACACCCAGUCAUGCAAGCAUGACGAAGGCUAUCAGGCAUGAAGUGUUAUUAUUUGUUCUGUAUAACUCUGUGGACCCUGGGCUCACUGGCAGUCCCUGCUCAUCCAGAAUGUACAGAGUUCCACCACUGCAGAUGUCCUACAAGGAACUGUCACCAGGUCCAGCAUCACAGCUGUCCAGCAGAGCAGCACAGGGGCCUUCUCCCAGUGUUAGUAGUUCAUGGACUGGACUACCACGGCCACCCAUCAGCAUUUCAGGCCUGCUGCAGAGGCAGUGUGCAGGGUCAGCACCCCCUGGGGGGAUGGACACUGAGAGGAUGAGCCCAUUCUUGCCUUCCACACCUGCAAAUCUACACUCUACAGACAGCCCCUGGCAUGUAUGUGUUCCUCGGUAAAUAUCACUGUACAGCUCAUUCUAGAGAGAUGGCGUAACUAAAUAAAGUAGCAGUCUGGAUA